CUAUUUACUUUUACUUUUUAUUUUGAGACAGGUAGAAGUUGAUCAGGCUCAGUUAUCUGGGACUGUGGGGGUGUGCCACCAUUGAUAUUUAUUUGUUUGUUUGUUUGUAUUUUGAUACAAGACAUUUCUUAAAUGUCUGUACCCUGCCUCCCUAACUAAGCAUUUAAACAGGGCCCAGAUCUCCUAUGGUCCUUUCUUCCGCCAUGGUUAAGAACUCCUCCAGGGCAAGGGCCAGUGUGCAUCCGCCCUCCCGUGUUCUGGGACGAGUCCUCACAGGACCACCAGCAACCAGGAAAGCUUCAGAGUUUCUGUUUCCGGGAAAGUAGGUGGGAAAGCCUUUCCCCCAGGCGUAAGCACGAGUGCUCAUUUGAGUGACAGCAUAGAGCCCGAUUCAGCCCACCCCCACACCUGGGGCGGAUCCCCCGGGUAACCUAAGAGCUUACCGACAGCCAGACACUCCCAUUCUGAUCUGCCCUGACCCCAGGGCAACAUAUCCGGCACCUGGGCAUUAAAACGAUGUUUUACUGGAGUGACGUCAUAUCAAGACUAGACAGAGACCACGGAGUGGUACCGGAAGACUCUUUCCAGGUCAAGGGCCAACCGUCUCCAAUACAAAGCAGUUUAGGGUCUGGGGAAGACCUGCCUAACACGCUGCUCUAGACCCUGGUGAGAGGGGAGGAGUCGUCUUUCGCGGAUCUUCUGCUCAGGGCUAACCGCUAACGCUCACCGCCACCGUCAUCCCCUACCACUCCCAGGCCUGGGAGCUUAGCUCCCCAUUGCCGCCAUGGUCAACAUCAACGAGCUGCCAGAGAACAUUCUCCUGGAGCUGUUCACCCACAUCCCUGCCCGCCAGCUGCUGUGGAACUGCCGCCCGGUCUGCAGCCUCUGGCGAGACCUCAUCGACGUGGUGACGCUCUGGAAGCGCAAGAGCCUGCGAGAGGGCUUCAUCACCGAGGACUGGGACCAGCCGGUGGCUGACUGGAAGAUCUUCUACUUCCUGUGCAGCCUGCGAAGGAACCUCCUUCGAAACCCAUGUGCUGAAGAGGACAUGAGGUCAUGGCAGAUAGACUACAACGAGGGCGAUGAGUGGAAGGUGGAGAGCCUCCCUGGGGAACACGGCAGAGACUUUCCUGACCCCAAGGUCAAGAAGUAUUUUGUCACCUCUUACGGCAUGUGCCUCAAGUCCCAGAUGGUGGACCUCAAAGCUGAGGGCUACUGGGAGGAGCUGAUGGACACCUUCCGGCCCGACAUUGUGGUCAAGGACUGGUUCGCCCCCAGAGCGGACUGUGGCUGCACCUAUCACCUCCGGGUACAUCUGACCUCAGCUGACCACAUCGUCUUGGCCUCCUUUGAGCCCCAACCUGUGACCAUCGAACAGUGGAAUGAUGCCACGUGGAGGGAGGUCUCUCACACCUUCUCUGACUACCCUCCAGGCGUCCGACACAUCCUUUUUCAACACGGGGGCCAGGACACCCAGUUCUGGAAAGGCUGGUACGGCCCCCGCGUCACCAACAGCAGCAUCAUUAUCAGCCACAGGACGGCCAAGAACCCCGCCCCUGCCAGAGCUCUGCCGGAAAACACUGUAGUAAUAGGAGGAAGAUACCCCCCAACUUUGGCUCCAGAAACCCUAAUGGUCGACUUUCUCUGAGAGCCAUCUGUCCCCCUCCGCUGGGGUCUGCUUUGCAAAGCAAAGUCUGGCAAGAGUUUAGUGGGGAGUCAGGUCCCCCGUCCCAUGAGCACCUGCCCUACGACCUCCAGCAAACCCAUCAACUCAGCGGUGAUUUACAGUCACAGAGCUUUGACAUUUUGUUGUAAUAAAUGUUUUCAGUAA
Messenger RNA from Peromyscus maniculatus bairdii (prairie deer mouse), 1831 nucleotides. It is a transcript of the gene Fbxo6, whose product is annotated as F-box protein 6. Gene Ontology annotation, cellular component: cytoplasm; endoplasmic reticulum quality control compartment; SCF ubiquitin ligase complex. Gene Ontology annotation, molecular function: protein binding; ubiquitin protein ligase activity. The record is from RefSeq and is a predicted model, not a curated record. Lineage: Eukaryota; Metazoa; Chordata; Mammalia; Rodentia; Cricetidae. Gene Ontology annotation, biological process: glycoprotein catabolic process; ERAD pathway; SCF-dependent proteasomal ubiquitin-dependent protein catabolic process.